AUGAUGAGCCGGAAAUGGAGAGACGAGCAGGCUCCGUCGUACAUCGAUUCUGUAUCAUCGUUCCUGAGCGAGAAUUCCUUCGAUCUCGAAUUUGUUUCCAUAGAUCCGGAUCUCAUUUUCAACUGCGAAGGACUUUCAGUGGCGUUCGUUUUUGUCACUAACUGGGAUUGCGGCAACCCUGAGCUAGUCUUCAACAGAGUUCAGAAGCUGGAGGCUCGUUUCAAAAACCUAUAUGUUGUUGUCUGCCUACCCACAAAGGAGAAGAAGGAUUCAUUUCAACGCUCUUACUUCAAAUUUGAAAGGGAGAUUGGCGGGCCAGUAACAUUUGUGCCUAUUCAAGGCUUGGAGAUGGGGUUUGAGAAGAUGAUCAAGAUAGCACUAUCAGGUGGUGCCUGCAAGCAGGAGGAUGUUACCUCAGGAAUGAAAGCUGAGGUUUGUGUGUUUAUAACAUUCUUCGUAAUCAAUUGUUACCUUCCUGUUUUGGUGUUUCUUACAACCUUGCAUACCUUCUUAUUUCAUGUGAGAAGGUGA
Linum tenue is the source of this 531-nucleotide messenger RNA. NCBI's taxonomy places the organism in Eukaryota, Viridiplantae, Streptophyta, Magnoliopsida, Malpighiales, Linaceae. The record is from the annotation of a GenBank genome assembly.